UGAGUCUAAAGUGUACUUGUGGUGAGAAGAGGUGAGGUUUAAAAUGAUUUAUGUGAAGCAGAAGGGUGUUUACCUUGGCUUGCAAAUGGGUAUGCUGAUGAAGCAGAAGUUUCUGCAAUGCUGAGAUGGAGAAAGACAAGAGAAAGUUCAACUUGAGCCGCUUGCUGACCCUCUACUUGUCUAAAAAGAACAAAGUUUUGACUGACAGUCCUGCUCACUGCAACAGCUGUAGAUCAGCAGCUACAACAAGCCACGAUACAGACACUGUAUCUGCACCGAGGAACCACUGGACGGAUGAUGGAGAAAUCAAGGAGAUCAACAUCACCCAUGUGGUCAAAGAGGGCUCAGAGAAGGCUGAUGCCUCUCAGUUUGAGCUCCUCAAAGUCUUGGGACAAGGAUCAUUUGGAAAGGUGUUCUUGGUGCGGAAGGUAACCCCUCCUGAUGCCAACCAGCUCUACGCCAUGAAGGUCCUCAAGAAGGCCACACUCAAAGUGAGAGACCGUGUGAGAACAAAGAUGGAGAGAGACAUCCUGGCAGAUGUCAACCACCCAUUUGUUGUCAAACUGCACUAUGCAUUCCAGACUGAAGGGAAAUUGUACUUGAUCCUGGACUUUCUCAGAGGGGGCGAUCUGUUCACCAGGCUUUCUAAAGAGGUGAUGUUCACAGAGGAAGAUGUGAAGUUUUACCUUGCAGAGCUGGCAUUAGGACUGGACCACCUCCACAGCUUGGGCAUCAUUUACAGAGAUCUCAAACCUGAAAACAUUCUCCUGGAUGAGGAGGGACAUAUCAAACUCACAGAUUUUGGCUUGUGUAAAGAAGCCAUUGAUCAUGAGAAGAAAGCUUAUUCCUUCUGUGGUACUGUGGAGUACAUGGCACCGGAGGUUGUGAACAGGCAGGGACACAUCCACAGUGCUGACUGGUGGUCAUUCGGAGUACUGAUGUUUGAGAUGUUGACAGGAGCACUACCAUUUCAAGGGAAGGACCGCAAAGAAACAAUGAACUUGAUUUUGAAGGCACGUCUGGGAAUGCCUCAGUUCCUGAGUGCAGAGGCCCAGUCUCUGCUCAGGGCUUUGUUCAAGAGAAACCCUGCCAACAGACUGGGAUCUGGUGCUGACGGUGCUGAAGAGAUCAAACGGCAUGGUUUCUUCUCCACCAUAGACUGGAAUAAACUGUUCCGGAGAGAGCUAAAGCCACCAUUCAGACCAGCAGUGGCACGUCCGGAUGACACAUUCUACUUUGACUCUGAGUUCACCUCCCGCACUCCUAAAGACUCCCCUGGUGUGCCCCCCAGUGCUGGAGCUCACCAGCUCUUCAGAGGCUUCAGCUUCAUUGCAUCGACUCUUCUGGAGGAGGAAGGCUCAGUGGAGCCUGUCCAGCCCCCACCUCACCCAGUGGUCCAGCAAUUACAUGGGAAGAACCUGCUGUUCAGCGACGGCUAUGUACUGAAGGAAGACAUUGGCAUGGGCUCCUUUUCUGUCUGUAAACGAUGUAUUCACAAAGCCACCAACACAGAAUACGCUGUUAAGAUGAUUGACAAGACCAGUACAGACCCCUCUGAGGAGAUUGAGAUUCUUCUUAGAUACGGACAGCACCCCAACAUCAUAACACUGAAGGAUGUGUACGACAUCGGUAAGCAAGUGUACCUGGUGACAGAACUGAUGCGUGGAGGAGAACUGCUGGAUCGGAUCCUCAAACAGAAGUUCUUCUCAGAGAGAGAGGCCAGCGCUGUACUUCACACCAUCACCAAGACUGUAGAAUACCUGCACUCACAGGGGGUGGUGCACAGAGACCUGAAGCCCAGCAACAUUCUCUACGUUGACGAGUCGGGGAACCCAGAGUCAAUCAGGAUCUGUGACUUUGGGUUUGCAAAGCAGUUGCGUGCUAACAACGGCCUGCUGAUGACCCCAUGCUACACUGCUAACUUUGUAGCUCCUGAGGUGUUGAAGCGUCAGGGCUAUGAUGAAGGAUGUGACAUCUGGAGUCUGGGAGUCUUACUGUACACCAUGCUGGCUGGUUUUACUCCGUUCGCCAAUGGACCUGAGGACACCCCAAAUGAGAUCCUGAACAGGAUAGGACAUGGUCACUUCAGCCUCACUGGAGGCAACUGGGACACUGUGUCUGAUGCUGCCAAGGAUCUUGUGUCCAAGAUGCUUCAUGUGGACCCCCAUCAGAGACUGACUGCUAAGCAGGUCCUCAAACACCCCUGGAUUGUCCAGAGAGACAAAUUACCCAACAGCCAGCUCCCACACCAGGACCCCAAACUAGUCAAGGGUGCAAUGGCAGCCACCUACUCUGCCCUGAAGAACUCCCAACCCACUCCAGAGCUCAAGCCCAUCGAGAGCUCCUUCUUAGCCCAGAGGCGUGUCAAGAAGCUUCCCUCCACCUCCCUGUAGAGACUCAAAACAACAUAUCAGCUCACUGGAGACUAACCAAAACUGCACCUUCUGGCUCCAACCACUCAGUCAGCUUGCCAGGGGAGAGCCGCCACUACCAGCCAAGGAACACUGACUGUGGUCCUGCCCGUAUCUUGAGACAUCAGUUGUCCUGCUCUUGCUAUCAUCCUCCUUGUUCGGGCUUGUCAGUAGUCCAAUAUUAUUUGGACUAGCAAAAGAUCAUGAAGAUUGAUGGGGGCAACGAGGGCCAAAAAAAAAGGGUGCAGGUUUUUGGCAGAUGUGUUAGUGCUGGGUGAGUGUGUGAUUGUGUGUGUGUGUGUGUGUGUGUGUGUGAGGGCGUUCGUGCAUGAUCUGCCACAGAGCCGACGCAGCCAUGCUUUCGGGUUGUGACAAUGAAAGUUUUCUCUAAUCAUCAAUGCCGUAAUUGGUUGUCAUUCAGCUUGCUGCACGCCUAUCUGUCUGCCUGGUUUUGUUGUCCGUCUUCCUGUUCUUUUUGUCAAGUUGAUGAGCUUUAUAUGACCGGUUGUGCUGCCAAAUCAACCUGUGCCGACAGCACAAAACCACAGUACUGUCCAACUGCUGUUGAGUGUUUUUGAAAGAGCAUUAUUAAUAUGAAUAUGAAGCAUUUCUGCCAAAAAUGCCUCUUGGGCUUUGGUACAGCCAGAAUAUAUGGAUUCUGGGAAAUGUCAAAUGCUUAUAUUUUGGUUGAUGUCAAUCUAUGCUUGUAUUUUGUUUUACAGAGUGUGUGCGUGUGUGAGUGCGUAUGUGCCAGUUGCAUGACUUGCAGUGUGUGUGUAUGUGUGUGUGUGUGUGUGUAUGUACUGUCUUGCGGGAUGCUGCAGGGUCAUGUGCAUGGUCAGAUGUGAUGAUGUCAUGUUGCUUCCCUGUUUCUCUCCUCUCCCAUUUUCUCUGCUUGGUCAAACUGCUGGCAACCAUUUGAGAUGUCUAUUAUUUUUAUUACUACAAAAACUAGUAAAAUAGGUGGCUUUCUGUGAAAGAAACUUGCCCAAGAAACAAUGCGGCAUGUUAAAGUCUAUAUUUGCUUUGGUUUUUUUGUUUUUCUGUUGCUGUUGGGGUUUUUUCACUGUGGUUCUCAGAUAAUGCAUAUUGAAUGCUGUUUCCUGUGUUGGCUGCUUUUGUUGUUGAUUGUUUCGUUUUUUUUCUUUUUGUCCAAUGAAAGUGGUGAUUUAAAAUAGUGAAAGACACGCUGAGCACAUCGCAGUCUGUGGACUUAACGCAGUACAUGUUUCUUCUUCUGUUUUGAAAUGUAAAAGGGAGGCAGGGCUGACUGUUGUCUUUAUGGAAUUGAGCACUCCAACACAGCCUUUCUUUCCCUUAAAUUCUCUGUCAAGUCACUGGUUGUUAACAUCAAGCAGACCUCCCCUCCCCAAUGUGGAGUAUCUUCAGCAGUCUUGUAUUUAACUUUCUUCAUUCAUGAUAUUUGAAUUUCCAUCAAUUCUGUUGAUUAGCUGACCUGUUUUCAUUUUAUUUCCAACAAAUCUAAGACAUCCUAACAAAGAGUAAGGGGUCAAUGUGUCUCAUGUAAGUAGCCUCAUAGGGUAGGUCAUCCUGCUUUUAGCUUGGUGCCUAGGCCUACAGAUGAGGCAGAAUGUCUUACAUGGAAAACACAUGAUAACCAACCAAACAGCCAGAAGAUACUACACGUGUGAAAGAGAAGACCUGUGUGGCUGAAUAAUCUAUGAACCAGCUGUCUUACCUCAAAAGGGAUCAAAGUUAUAUAAUUCUUGUUUGAUGGCAACGCCCUCCCUCCUUUGACAAAAUCUAUGGUAAAAUGUUAUUGUAUGAUAAAGAUGAAGAUUUUUAUAUCUUACAAGUAUUAAAAAUUGAGUUGCUAC
Scomber japonicus (chub mackerel) is the source of this 4249-nucleotide messenger RNA. RefSeq names its product ribosomal protein S6 kinase alpha-1. The record is from RefSeq and is a predicted model, not a curated record. Gene Ontology annotation, molecular function: magnesium ion binding; ribosomal protein S6 kinase activity; ATP binding. Gene Ontology annotation, biological process: protein phosphorylation; intracellular signal transduction; positive regulation of DNA-templated transcription. The transcript has 21 exons. NCBI's taxonomy places the organism in Eukaryota, Metazoa, Chordata, Actinopteri, Scombriformes, Scombridae. Bases 126 to 2393 code for a protein of 755 amino acids.